CAACCAUCUCCCGGGAGCGUGCAUCGCGCCAGGGGGAGAGAGGCCGGGCGGGGCGAGGGGCUUCCUCUGCCGUUCGUCCACUCCGUUCACUUGCCUCUUGAACGUCGUGUGUGCGUCUGCAGUAGCUCCGUCUCUCCUCUGGCAGUGAAUAUUGGAGAACCGAGCGCGAACCACGGCCGGGAUGGCGCUCCUGCACAAGUUCAUGCUGGCGAGUGCGCUCAGCAUGGCCUUCGGGACAACAGCGCGAACAGACACCGUGGAGCCACAGCAUCCUGGGGGAUGCCAAGCCCUGCCAUCGCUCCUUCAGUCUGCGGGAUCGUCCCUGACGUGCAUCGCAGCCUCCUUGAUCAACUGUCAAGAAAAUGGAAAUGGUCAGCUGGCCAUAGCGCAGGACCUGCGGGACACGAUGUCCGAGGUGCGGCGAGCGAUUCUCGACGCGGAGAGGCAGCGGCGGCGGCCCAGGCACUGCCGCGACCUGCAGCUGGACGGCGACUCCGCGUCGGGCGUCCGGCGCGUGUUCCCCUUCCGCGACUCGCCCGACGCGGCUGCGACCGUCUACUGCGACCAGGAGACCGACGGCGGCGGCUGGACGGUGUUCCAGAGGCGGCUCAAGCUCCCUGUGAGGGAGGACUUCUACCGCACGUGGGUCGAGUACGAGCUCGGCUUCGGCCACAUGGACGGCGGCGAGUUCUGGCUGGGCCUCGACCUCGUGCACCACCUGACCUCGACCGGCCUGCAGGAGAUGAGAGUCGACCUCACGGACUACGAGGGCAACGCGAAAUGGGCCAAGUACGGGCUCUUCCACCUGGGGGACGCCAGCACCAAGUAUCGGCUGCAAGUCGGCAGGUACAACGGUACAGCUGGUGAUGGCUUCGGGAGUGGCAGGCACAACGGCCACCCGUUUACCACGCAUGACAACGACAACGACGGCGAUGGCGGUAACUGUGCAGCCAAGUAUCGCGGUGCUUGGUGGUAUGACAAGUGCCACAUAUCCAACUUGAACGGGUUUCCUUAUGAAGGUGAACAUGAGAGCUAUGCAGAUGGUAUCGAGUGGCAACCCUGGAGAGGAUAUCAUUACUCGCUAAAAACAACAGCAAUGAUGAUAAGGCCAGCAUUCUGAAGCAUCUGUUGCUGCUGCACACACACAUUCUUUUCAUAUUCAUUGUGCCAAAAAUAUGGUUAGCAUAACCAUGGGUGUCGGCUUGGAUAUUCAUGUAUACACUACGACAAAAGUAUUUCUAGCAAAAUUUAUGAUUAAUUUUGUAAUGUUUGUAGCCUUAAAAUAAACAUUACUGUACAAAUAUA
Penaeus vannamei (Pacific white shrimp) is the source of this 1305-nucleotide messenger RNA. The record is from RefSeq and is a predicted model, not a curated record. Lineage: Eukaryota; Metazoa; Arthropoda; Malacostraca; Decapoda; Penaeidae.